Oryza brachyantha (malo sina) is the source of this 3279-nucleotide messenger RNA. RefSeq names its product monosaccharide-sensing protein 2-like. The transcript has 6 exons. Lineage: Eukaryota; Viridiplantae; Streptophyta; Magnoliopsida; Poales; Poaceae. Gene Ontology annotation, cellular component: membrane. The record is from RefSeq and is a predicted model, not a curated record. Gene Ontology annotation, biological process: transmembrane transport. Bases 108 to 2333 code for a protein of 741 amino acids. Gene Ontology annotation, molecular function: myo-inositol:proton symporter activity.
CGUCAUCUGGUUGACUCCCCUAGGUUUCGCCUCCCACAUCUUUCUCCCUUCUUGUUAGGGGAUCCGAAAUCCCUGGUGGACGAGGCUGGUGGUGAGAUUCGCCGGCCAUGGAGGGCGCCGUGCUGGUCGCCAUCGCGGCCUCCAUCGGCAACCUGCUGCAGGGCUGGGAUAAUGCAACCAUUGCAGGUGCAGUUCUAUACAUAAAGAAAGAAUUCAACCUGCAGAGCGAGCCCCUCAUCGAAGGUCUGAUUGUGGCCAUGUCGCUUAUUGGGGCAACAGUCGUCACAUCGUUCUGCGGAGUAGUGGCUGACUCUGUUGGUAGGCGGCCCAUGCUGAUCGCAUCGGCUGUCCUCUACUUUGUUAGUGGGCUUGUGAUGCUCUGGGCGCCAAGCGUGUAUGUCUUGCUCUUGGCAAGGCUCAUUGAUGGGUUCGGGAUCGGUUUGGCUGUCACACUUGUCCCGAUGUACAUCUCUGAGACUUCCCCCUCAGACAUCAGAGGACUGCUGAACACGCUGCCACAGUUCAGUGGGUCUGGAGGGAUGUUCCUUUCAUACUGCAUGGUGUUUGGCAUGUCCCUCAUGCCGCAGCCGGAGUGGAGGGUCAUGCUUGGCGUUCUAUCAAUACCAUCGUUUAUAUACUUUGCAUUGACUGUCUUCUACUUACCCGAAUCGCCAAGGUGGCUUGUGAGCAAAGGAAGAAUGGUUGAGGCCAAGCGUGUGUUGCAAUUCCUGCGAGGAAAGGAAGACGUUUCAGGAGAAAUGGCCCUUCUUGUUGAAGGACUGGAGGUUGGGAAAGAUACAACCAUUGAAGAAUAUUUAAUUGGUCCUGAUGAUGAGCUUGCGGAUGAAGGUCUGGCUCCAGAUCCAGAGAAGAUCAAACUGUAUGGAACCGGAGAAGGCGUAUCAUGGGUUGCCCGUCCUGUUCGGGGGCAAAGCGCACUUGGAAGCGCGUUAGGUCUCACAGGUAGUAUGGUCGGCCAGGAUAAGUCCCUUGUGGAUCCUGUUGUCACUCUUUUUGGAAGUGUCCAUGAGAAGAUGCCUGAGAUAAUGGGAAGCAUGCGAAGCACGUUGUUUCCUAACUUUGGCAGUAUGUUUAGCGUUGCGGAACAACAGCAAGCUAAAGCUGAUUGGGAUGCUGAGAGUCAAAGGGAAGAUGAAGAUGAUGUAUCAGACCAUGAUGGAGAUGACAUUGAAGAUAGCCUCCAAAGCCCACUUAUUUCUCGUCAGGCGACAAGCAUGGAAGGAAAGGAGAUUGCUGCACCUCAUGGCAGUAUAAUGGGUGCUGUGGGAAGAACUAGUAGUCUCAUGCAGGGAGGGGAGGCAGUAAGCAGCAUGGGCAUUGGUGGGGGAUGGCAGUUGGCUUGGAAAUGGACUGAGAGAGAAGGUGCAGAUGGUCAAAAAGAAGGUGGUUUCCAACGUAUUUACUUGCAUGAAGAGGGUGUGCCAAGUGAUCGUAGGGGGUCUAUAUUGUCAUUGCCAGGAGGUGAUGUUCCUCCUGGUGGCGAGUUUGUCCAGGCAGCUGCUCUUGUGAGCCAACCUGCUCUUUACUAUAAGGACUUGACGGAGCAACGUCUUGCUGGCCCUGCCAUGGCGCACCCAUCUGAGGCAGCUGCUAAAGGUCCAAAAUGGGCAGAACUAUUUGAACCUGGAGUGAAGCGUGCUCUCUUUGUUGGCAUAGGAAUACAGAUCCUGCAACAGUUUGCUGGCAUUAAUGGAGUUCUGUACUACACUCCACAAAUUCUCGAGCAAGCGGGUGUUGGUGUCCUUCUUUCAAGCAUCGGACUUAGCUCCUUAUCUGCAUCUAUUCUUAUUAGUGGAUUGACAACCUUGCUGAUGCUUCCCAGCAUUGGUAUUGCUAUGAGGCUCAUGGAUAUAUCUGGAAGAAGGUUUCUUCUCCUUGCGACAAUCCCUAUUCUGAUAGUAGCACUAGCUAUCUUGAUUCUGGUCAAUGUUGUGGAAGUGGGAACCAUGGUGCAUGCCUCGUUGUCUACCGUCAGUGUCAUACUCUACUUCUGCUUCUUCGUCAUGGGGUUUGGGCCUAUUCCAAACAUUUUUUGUGCAGAGAUUUUCCCAACCACUGUUCGUGGCAUCUGCAUAGCCAUCUGUUCCAUGACAUUCUGGAUUGGUGAUAUCAUCGUGACAUACACCCUCCCCGUGAUGCUUAAUUCCAUCGGGCUUGCUGGAGUAUUUGGAAUCUAUGCAGUUGUUUGCAUACUAGCUUUGCUGUUUGUCUACACGAAGGUGCCGGAGACGAAGGGCAUGCCUCUUGAAGUCAUCACCGAGGUAUUCUCUCUUGGAACACAGCCAAAGCAUGACAAGGAAGAUAUGGACUAGUCGCUCCGGUGAAGUGAUCAGAUUGCUAGUGUUAAUUUUGUUGCUUCCGAGUUGCGCUGCGGAAAGACCUGUGAUGCUUUGUUGAAGAAACUCUGAGGAGAUCAGAAUGCAGUGAGCCUAAAGAGAUGAUUUGGGUUUCAUCAUGAGGCUAAAUCCUGUCAGAGACCUGGGUUUUGGAGUUGGAGCUUAGGAUAUGUAGAUCAUCUGUUCCUUUUGGUUUGGCAACUUUCUAUUUGUGUUUCUUUGGAAUUCUUCCCUCUGUAACUAUUAGUCUAUCACAGUUGUGUUUCUGGUUUUUGUCUUUGCCCAUUUUGCUUUGUUCUCUCGGUUGACUUGUGAAUCCUGAAUAUUAGCAUAGCCGAGCGGUUCUGAAAUGAUUUCCUUUCUGCUGAACCCCAUGCAUGAGUGAUUGACAUCAUCAAGGGGUAUUAGAACACUACUGCUAUCUCACAGGUAAAGAAAAAACCAUGGUUAAUAUGAAGAGGAGAAAAAAAGGAGGCAAAUUGGAGCAUGUGGUUUGUUCAGGGUCUCAGGAAUUCUUUUGGAUUUUGUUAGCUGCCAGAGUGGAACCUAGAAGCUGCUGUUCCAGCAGAUAGACUUGUUGAGUUUCUAGUGACAGUGUGGUAUACCUCCUAGAUUAGUCUUAAAAUAAAUAUAAAACAUAGUGAUGCCCCCCAAGAUGUGGGGAGCUUAGGUUUAGGAGUGUGUGUGGGGAAGAUUCAACAACCGAAGUCCUCCAAUCAGUUUCAGAUAGGAGUAUUAAGUAGAAGAACAGAAACUCUGAUGGACUCUGCUGAUUGGUUCAGACUUGAGAAACUCUGCAAUACUGCGUAUUUUCUAAAGACAGAUCGGCAACAAAAGAUACAACUACAGCAGCACUGCAGCAGGUAGAAACUACUAUUACACCUUAAAAUACUGUACUCUUUGAACAACUCACUCCAUCCCA